GAUCGUGCCAUUUUUCACCCGAACACCUCUCCGAAGCGAAACACACGGCGAUAACGUCAAAGGUUUAUCGUUUCACGCGCUUAUUAUUUACUUGGUAUGAAUAUACUACGUGCUAGCCUCCCCUCCUCGUCUCAUUUUACUCGCACUCUUAGACCACAUUUCGCUCAACGUACCAUGUCCUCGCCAGCAGUUCUUGCCGCACGCGCUGCUCUUGCCAGCAUAGAUCUCACCAGCUAUGACCCUGAACAAUCGAGACUGAUGGAUGAGAAGUGCAUCUUGGUCGACGAGCAGGACAACGCCAUCGGCGCGAUGGAUAAGAAGACUUGCCAUCUCAUGGAAAAUAUCGACAAGGGUCUACUGCACCGAGCCUUCUCUGCAUUCGUCUUCCGUCCCUCCGAUGGCAAGCUUCUCCUACAGCAGCGUGCUUCGGAGAAGAUUACCUUUCCGGACAUGUGGACGAACACGUGCUGUUCACACCCACUAGAUGAUUUCGAAGAAGAAAAGAUCGAGGAGAACCAGCUCGGAGUGCGGAUCGCAGCUUCGAGAAAACUCGAGCAUGAGCUCGGUAUUCCGCAAAGCCAAACACCAAUCGACGAGUUCCAGUACUUGACGAAGAUUCAUUACCUCGCACCGUCGAACGGUAUGUGGGGUGAGCAUGAAGUCGACUACAUCUUGUUCAUGACGGCGGAUGUUACGGUGACGCCGAAUAAGAACGAGAUCCGGGACUACAGAUACGUGGACAAGGCUGAGCUACAGGCGAUGUUCAAUGAUUCAUCAAAUUCUUUUACACCUUGGUUCAAGCUGAUUGCUCGUGACUUUUUGUUUGGGUGGUGGGAUACUCUUGUAGAGCGGCAGGGCUUUGAUGGUCGUGUCUACGCCAAGACUCUAACAGGCGUAGUGGACGGUUCAAAGGUUGUCAAGAUGUGAUACGUGUUCUUACGGACGUCGGUAGAUGUAGUGCAAAAGCAAUUCUGUAUUCAAUAAUGGACUCUGGUUUACAAAUUCUAAACUGGCUAUGUAGCUAUUAGAGCAUAGAGACAAUUCGACUCUGCUACAUAAAUUCUGAUCUGACUAGACACAAAUUUGUUCAAGUUCUGUUUGCCAAGCACCAUACACAGUCAAGAGACUAUGAAGUAGUUACUGAGCAAAGAGAGACAAGAAAAAGGAAACCCCCGACGACGCAGGCCGGUAGUGCAGUGGCAAGGUCAUCAUGUCCCUCGAGUUGCAAGCAGAGCUCGAAGGAACAAGGGCGGCAAAAAUUUGAUAACCAAAGAAUGAGGGCGGUGCCCUCAUAAUAGUGGUUAAACUAUUAAGAACAGAUACUACACUUGAUCUAAGCCAAAAGGCCAGAGUGGUAAGGAUUCGAGUCGUUCACAGCUCCCUUUUAUAUCUUCUGAACCAGCGCACGGACCAAUUUUCAAUUUUAC
This is a messenger RNA of Suillus fuscotomentosus, 1427 nucleotides long. RefSeq names its product Isopentenyldiphosphate isomerase. Gene Ontology annotation, biological process: isopentenyl diphosphate biosynthetic process; isoprenoid biosynthetic process. Gene Ontology annotation, molecular function: isopentenyl-diphosphate delta-isomerase activity. Lineage: Eukaryota; Fungi; Basidiomycota; Agaricomycetes; Boletales; Suillaceae. The coding region runs from base 97 to 927 and encodes 276 amino acids. The transcript is spliced from 4 exons. Gene Ontology annotation, cellular component: cytoplasm. The record is from RefSeq and is a predicted model, not a curated record.